AUCCAGGUUGAUUGGUUGCAGUUCUGCAGAGGCACCAUGCCUGCUGGUGACAACCCGCACUCGAUAUCAGAGAAAAAGGCAGCACUGAGGGAGUCACCUAAGCAAUCCAAGAAUGAUGUUAAUCAGCAAGCCAGAGCUUCUACAUUUCCUAAAGACAAAGUUGCUGGGACCGUUGGCAUCAAGAGGCCGCAACCUAACGCCCCCCUGAGCCUAACCAACCAGCACGCGCCAGGAAAUCCUGGGGCAAAUGGCCAUCUCGUGUAUGUGCGCAGGAAGCUUGAAACAGACCAAAACAAAGGAGGCGCUUCUGCUGGUGCAGAGAGUGCCAAUUCUGUGAGCUCAAAGAAACCUGCUACUGGUGGACCGCAGGAGCAAAGUUUGAAGCUUCAGAACAGUGCAACUCAUGCCCAAGCAGCUCCUGUUUCCGCGUCUCCUGCUGCAGCUGCUGCUACCGCCAAUGCGUCUCAUACUCAAUCAGCUCCUGUUUCCGCGUCUCCUGCUGCAGCUGCUGUGUCUCAUACUCAAUCAGCUCCUGUUUUUGUGCCUCCUGCUGCUACUGUCCCUGCUUUGCACCCUGCAAGUUUGCCGGCUCACCUCUCUCUUGCGAAAGAGUCUCCAGGAGUGGUUACUGCUACCACCCCUGCAUUGCACUCUGCAAUUUUGCCAGCUCACCUUUCUCUUGCGAAACAAUCUCCAGGGAAGGCUACUGUUCAUCCAGGUGUUGUUGUGACUGCUAGUCCGCCACACCGCCAUGUUGUGUCUACCGCAAUGCCUCAGAACCUUACAGCUGCUAAUACAUCGCCUUGUAAUGUUGCGGCUACUAGUACAGCACCCCGCGAUGCUGUAGCUACUACUACAACACGUAAUCCCGCCAAUCCGCAAAGGUCAGGCGAUCCAGAUUGGAAAGCAAGGUUUCUUCGGCUGCAGGCAUUCCUGAGGAAUAAUGAGCAAUCAGGACAGGAAGAAUACAUCCGCAUGCUCCAGUCUUUGUCAUCUGCUGGCCGGAGCAAGCAUGCCAUUGAGCUGGAGAAACGAGCAGUGAAUCUCUUGAUCGAAGAAGGAAAGGAGCUGCAAAAGAUGAAAGCUCUGAAUGUACUUGGGAAGCUUCCGCCCACCGACCAUCCAUCGCUACCAACUCAGCCAACUUUUGGUAUGCGUCUGCCGUUCCAGCCAUUCCCAGCCCGCCGCUGAGAAGAGCGGAAAAUCAGAUACGUCACCGCAUAACGAGUGUUCUGAAGCUUUCUCAUGACGAACUCUUGCCCCCUGAAUGCUGCAACAUGGUCAGUGUGUUUUUUGCCUGUGUGAGCUGUGAGCAUAAGCUUUUCAUGCGUAUGUCCAAGACCUAAUGGUAGCUGAACAGACAGCCCUCUCAUGGUGCCGAAAGCGCAUAAUAGCGGUGCACCUAUGCCCGAACUUUGAUGGAUCUGAUGUAACCAUGAACCCCACAGGUAGAUAACUGCUGUGAACAUGGGGCAUGUGGUUCACAGGCUCCCCUAAUCUCUGACCAGCAUAUUCAACGGGUUGCACUGACGUAGGCAGUGCCAGUAUUAUUUGUGCGCGUUGCA
Messenger RNA from Triticum dicoccoides, 1565 nucleotides. Its product is annotated as transcriptional regulatory protein AlgP-like. Lineage: Eukaryota; Viridiplantae; Streptophyta; Magnoliopsida; Poales; Poaceae. The transcript has 3 exons. The record is from RefSeq and is a predicted model, not a curated record. The coding region runs from base 37 to 1191 and encodes 384 amino acids.